AUGGGAUCUCCAGAGUGCUACCCGGGAGGAUACCGCAUGUUGAGAAACCCGUAUCGCAGCGUGGACUUUGACUCCAGUGACCUGCAGAACACCGCCAUACAGGACCUGAUCUGUGAUCACUCCCUCUCCCCAGGAUGGUACCGCUUCAGCAUUAACAACAAGCCUGCAGAGAUGCCCACCAGCUGUGUGGAAAUGAACAGAUGUGGCACCCAGGCGCCUGUGUGGCUGUCUCUCACUGAUAGCUCGUUGCCCCGCCCAGGGGAGGUCCGCCAGCUCUCGGCCUGUGCCACCUGGCAGUUCUUCCACGGGAGCACCAAGGACUGCUGCCUCUUCCGCAUCCCCAUCUCAGUACGCAACUGUGGGGAGUUUCUCCUGUACUACCUGCAGCCCACCCAGGGGUGUAUGGGAUAUUGUGCCAAAGCAAGUCUCCCUGCAUUAUCCUACAAGCCUGUGAUCAUCCCAGAGCUGGUGGGCAGCAGUGUCCACCUGCGAUGCACCUUCAGUGGGGUGAAGACCUCGGGACUCCCCUUGGGCUAUCUGGUGGUCUGGGCCCGACACCUGGCAUCCAAUAUGAAGGUGGAGAUCAGGAAAGAUUUUAUCAUGGAGACCUUCUCAUUGGUGGAGAUGGACGGAGUCCACUUCAGACUGGGGGAGACGUUCUCCUGCAGUGUUUCCACGUUCCUGGGUAACUCCAGCCGGACACAAUCUCUGGCUAAAGAGAGUGAGAGCUUCUACGCUGGAAUUAAGUUUGUUCCAGAUGUGCUGCACAUUGCGGAGGAUGGUAAAGAGCAUGCUGUAACCAUCCACAGUACACUGCCUAUCCCCUGUUACGGGACAGAGCACGGCCGACCAUGUGGAGUCACUCUCACUCUGAGUGUCCGUGACUCAGACAGCCUGGAUCCCAGCGUGGAGGCCCCCAACAUGGCCCUGUCUACCUGCCAGGUGGAGCUGCAGCCUACUGCAGCCUGCAGCCGGAGCCAGGGGUGUGCCUGGGCCAGCCUCACCCUCACCGCCGUCACAGACUUCACCCGCGACGGCAACCGCCCCAGCCUACUCAGCGCCACGCCACGCUCUGACGCACCGCGCCUCUGGAGGGGAUACAGCCCCACACCCCUCAAGGUCACAGUUCAAGAUGUUCCCACUGCAAGCUGCUACUCUCUGACUGAUCCACACAUCAUCACAUUGGAUGGCAGACGCUAUGAGAACCAGCAGACGGGUACCUUCAUCCUCUACAAGAGCCUCCACCGCGCGUUCGAGGUCCAGGCUCGUCAGUGGGACUGUGGCAGCCGCCAUUACGCUGUGUCCUGUAACUGUGGAGUGGCGGCCAGGGAGGGAAACGAGGUGGUCAUGCUGGACAUGUGUAACGGUCAGCUUCAGGAGACCAGGCCCCAGCUCUCUCUGAAGAACCUGGGAGGAUAUAACAGUGGGUCCAGAGGGACCAGCAGCUCCAGUCAGUAUCGGAUCAAGAUCCAUGAAUCUCACCAGGGAAAGAAAAUUACAUUGAUCUUUCCGUCUGGGGCCUUUGUGAGGGCGGACAUCAGUGAUUGGGGGAUGAGCCUGUCAAUCAGAGCUCCCAGUGUGGACUACAGCAGUACCACGGGACUCUGUGGGACGUUCGACCGGAACGGUCACAACGACUUCCAUGGACCUGAUGGCACCACCUAUGGGAGCACUGAACAAGAACGCUUUGUGGAGGAAUGGAGGCUAGCCGCGGGGGAGAGCUUAUUUGACACCAUGCCCCCUGUAAUGGAGGUGGAGGAACUACGCCCUUUCUGUCGGUGUCAGGAGGGCUACAGCAUGUCUCUGCAUUUCACCACGGGCCACACCGGCGAUAGCCACUAUAACUUUAACCCCUCGUCGCCCCAGCACCAGGCCCAGUGCCAGUCUCACGACAACGUGGAUUACACCUCUGUCUUCCCCUGGGUGGACACUACCUCUGAGUACAUUAGGAGCUCUGAGCCAGAACAAAGUGACCACCAGGGAGUGUCCAUCCUGAACGGGCCAGCUCUGCCUAUAGAGAUACACAAACAGCCGAGUUCCCAGAUGGUGGACUACGGUGGUUUUGGGGACCACGGUGAUAAGAGUGAGAGAGAGAUUGACAGGGAGCUCAGGAGAGACUUCCUGGUUGCCGUAGAUGACAACAGGCCCAAGACAAAGAGACAGGCGCUGUACGAGUUCCAGCCCAUCUUCACCUCUCAGUCCCUGAGCCAAGCGGACCUGGAGAGCUUAGCCUAUUUCUUCCCUGAGGACCACCACCUGUCUGCAGAGCGACCAGUGGCCCAGCCUGUGUGGCCCACCCCGAGUGGGCUUACCUCGGUCAAGGCCCUGGAGGUGUGCCAGCUAGCCCUGGGGAACUCCACGGUGGGGACAGUGUGUAGAGGGCUGCUGGGCCGGAGGCUGGAUGAGGCAGUGGACCUGUGCAUCCUGGACCUGCAGCUCAAGGAUGACCUGGCCUGGGAGGAGGCUCUGGUGCACUACCUGGAGAACGAGUGUGAGAGGAGGCUAUUGGAGAACCGGACCCAGAGGGUUCUGGAGCUGGGGGAGUCCAGGGCUGGGAUGGAUGGGGUUGAGGGGAUCAUUGGGACGGUACUCACCGCACUGCGCUGCCCCAACUUCUGCAAUGGGAACGGCCAGUGCACUGAGUGGGGUUGUCAAUGCUAUCCUGGCCACAGCUUCUACGACUGCAGUCUGGCUAUCAGUCAGCCCGUGGAGCUGACAGACCUGGAGAACAGUGGUCUGUGUGACAUCAGAGCGUUCGACUGUCGCAGCGUCCGGGUCUUCGGCCUCGGCUUCAUCGACUCUCCCAACCUGGGCUGCCACCUCACACGACUGAUGUACCUGAAUGGUGACCGGGUUCCGAGAGAGAAGCAGAGGACCAGAGCUACCUUCCUGAGCUCCAAGGCUUUAGAUUGUUCCGUCCCCUCACUGAACAGCAUGAUGACUAUCAACGCUGUGGACUUUAUGGUGGAUGAGAAACCCUAUGCCCGCUGGGAAGUCAAGGUGACCAAUGACGGCUCUCAGUACAGUGAGCCUAAGUUGAUAACAAUCUACGAUGGUGUGUGCCAGGUGUGUGAACCAACCCACUCCGGACUCUUCAACCAGCCCCCCAACCUGCACCAGCCUCAGGGGGGCCUCAGCACCUUCGCGGGGGAGAACUUUGUGUUCCAGUUCACGGCGGCGGACCCCGAGGGCUCGGCACUCCUCUUCCUCCUUGAGCAGGGCCCUCCCGACGCCAGCCUCUCCCCCGCCGGCCUCCUCAUCUGGAAAGUCGAUCCAGUGGAGACACAGGGGAAGUCUCGGCAGAGCUUCGAGUUCACGCUGUCCGACGAGUGCAAUGCCCAGAGCAGCUACACCGUCGAGGUGGCUGUGAAACCGUGUGGGUGUUUGAACGGCGGGACGUGCGUCACCAACGUGGCCUUCCCGGCGGGCAGCGGAGAAUACCUGUGUGCGUGUCCCCAGGGGAUAGGAGGGGUCCUGUGUCAGGAGGACUUUGACGCGUGUCUUUCGGCUCCGUGCGGUGCCGGGGUGUGUGUUGAUACCGUCGAUGGCUUCCUCUGUGAAUGUCCUGCAGGCCUGAGAGGCGCUACCUGUCAGGAAGAUGUGAAUGAGUGUGAGAGGACACCCUGCUUGCCUGGAGUCCAGUGCUUCAACAGCUUCGGCUCCUACAGGUGUGGAGGCUGUCCCCACGGCAUGCUGAGAGAUGGGACCACCUGCACAACAGCUGUACGGUCAAUCACCACUGUCCCUACCACCACCACCACCACUACCACCACCACCUCUAAGCCCUCACCCAACAACAGACCAGACCAACACAAUCCACCCAGGAUGGACACUGGCAGAUCUGGAAUCCCACCGACCAAUCAGCCUGGACUCCCACAAACCAACAUGCCUGGACUUCCAGAGACCAACAGGGCACCUGUCAAGGCCCCAGCUGUACAUACACCGUCUAAGAAUGGACAAAAAACUGGCAAGUACCCCGAAUGGAACAACAACAAUGUGACAGGUACGUGUGCCAGCCGACCGUGCUUCCUGGGGGUCCAGUGCAUCGACCGACGUCCACCCUACACGGGCUAUGUCUGCGGGCGCUGCCCACCGCCCCUCAAUGGCAACGGACGCACCUGCACCAAAACCGCUCGAGAUAACCCUCACCUGACCCAGCAGCAGCUAACAAUAGCCAAGAGCAGCAAACUCUACCACCACAGCAACAGUAAAGUGUCCCAACUCCACCUUCCCACCUUGCCCCCCAGGCACGCAGUCAAACAUCUCUCCUCCCUCUCCUCGCCAGUCUCCAGGGGAGCCUAUCAGAGCCCCCCGCACCUUCCCCUCUCGCCUGCCCGAGGGCCAAUCACUGGGUGGAGAGAGGCGGCCACGCCCCUAUUUCCUAGACACACCCCUAUGUCACCUGAAGGUUCCAACAGCCUCACCAUGGGCAGUCAUCAUGCCAUCAGUGCCCUCACUAGGACUCGUGCCAAAACAGGUGCCAAUGCCAGCGCUACCUCACUCAAGGCGACAACCAGAGAGUCUGUAGCUGUCAUGCGGAGUGCCACCUCUUCCAAGGUUACUCCUCCAUACUCCACCUACCCCAAGGUUACUCCACCCCAAUCCAAGGUGACUCCACCCCAUUCCUCAGCCAACAUAGGGUCCAGGAAGGCAACCCAAGGGAAGCUCAUAAAUGUGGUAGUGGUGCCCACCAUGACCAAGCCCUGGACCCUCCCUAAAGCUGUGGCCCCGUUGACCGCAGCCCUCUCCUCCAUUACCUACUCCCUCUCUGAGUCCGAGUUCUCCGCCGACGGAGCACUGACGGGGCCUGGCUCGAACCCCUCUGACCUACUUGACCACCCACAGGAACCCCUGGUCUCCCUCACCCUCACCACCCCUGCCCGGAAGCACCACCACACACGCCCCCUUACUCCCCCCCUCCACAGGGCCACGUCUCCCCACCUCCACCGUGGGACCAGGAUCAGUAAUACUGUGGCAGUGGAGGGGGAGCGGCCUCUGACCUGCGCUGACAUGCCCUGUUUCCCAGGGGUCCCCUGUGAACCCACCAGGGACGGGGGCUUCCACUGUGGAAGGUGUCCCCUGGGAUAUACCGGAGACAGACAAACAUGCAGAGCUGUGUGCAGGCAUGCGUGUGGCAGGAACAUGGAGUGUGCCGCUCCCAACACAUGCCGCUGUAAACCAGGCUACACCGGGACCAACUGUCAAACAGCGAUCUGUAAACCUGAGUGUAGGAACGGAGGCCAGUGCGUCGCCCCGGGGGUGUGUGAGUGCCUGAAAGGCAACCACGGGGAGACGUGUGAGACAGCUCUGUGCAGUCUGCCCUGCGAGCACGGAGGAACAUGCGUGGGACCCAGCACCUGUUCCUGUCCCUACGGCUUUGUGGGCCCCAGAUGUGAGACCAUGGUGUGUAACCGCCACUGUCACAACGGAGGAGAGUGCGUGUCUCCUGAUGAGUGUUCCUGUCUGCCUGGCUGGACCGGACCCUCCUGUGAGACAGCUGUGUGCUCCCCUAUGUGUCUGAACGGAGGGACUUGUCUUCGUCCGAACACAUGUGGCUGUCCCCAGGGCUUCUACGGCGCCCAGUGUCAAAACGCUGUCUGCAGCCCUGCCUGUAAGAACGGGGGCGUAUGCAUGAGAAACAGCGUCUGCUCCUGCGCCGAGGGAUACACCGGAUGGCGCUGUGAAAAAAGUGUAUGUGAGCCCAUGUGUAUGAACGGCGGGCGGUGCGUGGGUCCAGAUGUGUGUGACUGUCCAUCUGGAUGGAGAGGAAAGCGGUGCGAUAAACCCACUUGUCUACAGAAGUGUCUGAAUGGAGGAGAGUGUGUUGGCCAUAACACUUGCCACUGUCCUCCAGGCUGGCAGGGCAUGCUAUGCCAAGUCCCACUCUGUGAACAGAAGUGUCUUUAUGGGAGCCGCUGUAUCCGCCCUAAUGUAUGUGCCUGCAGGAAAGGGUAUUCAGGGGUCCUGUGUUCCCAUAAGAUCCUCAAAAGCUGCACCAUCGAGAGCAUCUUGACUGGCUGCAUCACCACUCGAGGCCACAUGCAUGGUGACCGGGCCCAGAAAGGAUCCGUUAUUCAAGAAAUGGCAUGA
This is a messenger RNA of Salvelinus namaycush (lake trout), 6090 nucleotides long. RefSeq names its product von Willebrand factor D and EGF domain-containing protein. Bases 1 to 6090 code for a protein of 2029 amino acids. Gene Ontology annotation, cellular component: cell surface; extracellular region. The record is from RefSeq and is a predicted model, not a curated record. Lineage: Eukaryota; Metazoa; Chordata; Actinopteri; Salmoniformes; Salmonidae. Gene Ontology annotation, molecular function: signaling receptor binding; calcium ion binding. The transcript is spliced from 34 exons. Gene Ontology annotation, biological process: anatomical structure development.